AUUUUAUUUAUAAAUUUAACGAUAAAUUGUACAUAUAUAUAUAUUAAUGUUCAAUUGUUUUAAGAAAAAUUUUGCUUUGUAAAAAUAUUAUUAUAGAAAAUGUCUGUAUUAGAAAUGAAUCUAUCUAAAGAUAAAGAAAAUAGAGAUAAAGAAGAUAAAGAAAUAGAAAAUUCUCAGCACUUUAAAGAACGUGCAGAGCGAAAUCGUCAAAAAGCAUUACUUUUAAAAAAAUCUAAGAUAAUUUCCCAUCCUUAUAUAAAAAGUGAAUGUAAAGAUUCAACAAAAGGUAUUUGCUUAAAAAUUCAAGGACAACGUGUUAUAGACAGUGGAGGAGGUUUUCUUAUAGAAGAAAGUGAUGACUUAGAAGAACAAAUGUUAAAAAUAACAUCAGAACCUGCUCCUAUUGUUGUUAAUUUACCUCAUUGUGAAGAAUGUAAAAAUGAAUUUAAAGACUCAUAUCUUCUACAAACAUUUGAUAUACCUGUAUGUGAUAAAUGCAGAGAUCCUAAGGGCAAGCACUCUCUAAUUACAAAAACUGAAGCAAAACAAGAAUAUCUAUUAAAAGAUUGUGAUUUUGAUAAAAGAGAACCUCCAUUAAAAUAUAACAAAAAAAAUCCUCAUAAUAUAAAUUGGGGCGAAAUGAAAUUAUAUUUGCAAUUGCAAAUAGAACAGAGAGCUUUAGAAGUAUGGGGUUCUGAAGAAAAAUUAUUAAAGGAAAAAGAAUUACGUGAUGUUAAAAGAGAAGGAAUUAAAAUUAAAAAAUUUAAUAAGAAGAUUAAACAAUUAAGAAUGCAAGUUAGAAGUUCCUUGUAUGAUAAAACAUCAAAAGCAUCUCAUACACAUGAAUUUGGAGAAGAUUUAUAUAAUGAAGAUGAUGAUACAUAUACACAUAGCUGCACUACUUGUGGAUAUGAAGAAACGUAUGAAAAAAUGUAAAUUUUAAAGUAAUAAUGAAUUUUAUAAUAUAUAUUA
This is a messenger RNA of Apis florea (little honeybee), 972 nucleotides long. It is a transcript of the gene Xpac, whose product is annotated as DNA repair protein complementing XP-A cells homolog Xpac. Gene Ontology annotation, molecular function: damaged DNA binding. The record is from RefSeq and is a predicted model, not a curated record. NCBI's taxonomy places the organism in Eukaryota, Metazoa, Arthropoda, Insecta, Hymenoptera, Apidae. Gene Ontology annotation, biological process: nucleotide-excision repair involved in interstrand cross-link repair; UV-damage excision repair; nucleotide-excision repair, DNA damage recognition. Gene Ontology annotation, cellular component: nucleotide-excision repair factor 1 complex.